This is a messenger RNA of Ixodes scapularis (black-legged tick), 735 nucleotides long. Its product is annotated as retinal homeobox protein Rx3-like. Gene Ontology annotation, biological process: regulation of transcription by RNA polymerase II. Lineage: Eukaryota; Metazoa; Arthropoda; Arachnida; Ixodida; Ixodidae. Gene Ontology annotation, molecular function: DNA-binding transcription factor activity, RNA polymerase II-specific; RNA polymerase II transcription regulatory region sequence-specific DNA binding. The record is from RefSeq and is a predicted model, not a curated record. The transcript is spliced from 2 exons. The coding region runs from base 1 to 735 and encodes 244 amino acids.
AUGGCGUCGACGACCCUGUCCGCGUCCCCCGGAAGCCCGGACGACUUCGGGCCUCCGGGGCCGUCGACGUCGUCCAACGGCCGGGGUACCGAAGACGGGUCCGGUGGUGCCAAGCCUCGUAAGGUCCGCCGGAGUCGCACCACCUUCACCACGUUCCAGCUGCACCAACUGGAGCGGGCCUUUGAGAAGACCCAGUACCCGGAUGUGUUCACCAGGGAGGAGCUGGCACUCCGGUUGGACCUGAGUGAAGCCAGGGUUCAAGUCUGGUUCCAGAACAGGCGGGCCAAGUGGAGAAAGCGUGAGAAGGCCCUCGGCCGCGACAGCCCGCCGCCUCCACCUCCCCCCCUGGGAUGCCCCGGAUCAGAGAGCAGGGGUCACGGCUCCUGCCUGGCACCUUUCCUGGGACACCCAGCCGACAUCUUCGCCGCCUCCGGACCCUUCGGUUCCGCCGGUGACCCCUUCUGGGCGACCCCGCAGUCGGCCCUGGUGGCGGCCACGCUGGGGUCCUGGACACCGAAACUGUACAUGUUGCCAGCCCCGUUCCCGGCUGCGGGACCCUGCCCCUUGUUCGACCCGGGUGCGAACCACAAGAGGGUCGGAGCGGGACAGAAGUCUCCUUCCACGUCCGGGUCGUCUUCUAGUCUUGAUCUUCUGAGGAUCAAGGCGAAGGAGCACGCCGCGAAGCGGACGACGUCGAGGUCUUGUUCGCCGGAGGAAAGGCCGGAGUCUUCUUGA